AUGUCACAUCCUGAGUCUGAUAAAGAAGAUAGGAUCAAGAACGCCAAAUUGGCGGGUGUCUCUUCUCCGAUACCGAUAAGAACUGCAGCUUCAAUUACAAGUCAGCUUAGACACCCAGAAGGGCAGGCUGCGCUUCACUUGGAAGACAAUGCAAGGCCAUUUACACCAACAACCUGGGACUCGUUACAAAGACAUGUAACUGCAAGACGUCCAUCGUACAACACAAUCGUCCAUUCGAGAGAAAAACAUUACAAUUUGGAUUACCCCAAGGAUGGCAAAGAGUUGGCAAAAUUGCAAUUGGAUCCUGCCUCUAGGUUCUAUGCAAGGUCCAGACCUAGAACAUUGAACCCACCACUGUUGAUGCCAUACAAGAUCGAAACCCCCGAGGAACAGGCCAAAUUUUUGAGUCACAUUAUAUCGCAUUUGUAUAUUGCCAUCAAGUCCUUGGACAUACAAGGAACAUUGACUAUAAGUGCCAAAGACUUGGCAGCAUUGAGAGACUCCAUAUCAGAUGUUGAUAUUGCGUUGGAGACUAACUUGUUUGAGAUUAAUACUGCCGAAACACAUGAGGAUGAGCCCAUGACGGACGACCUUGAUUCCUCAGAUGAGGAUUCGGACGAUUAUAGUGAUGAUCAAGGAGAAUUAGAAGAGGACGAGAAUGACAAAGAUGCAACUGUUCAGCAUAAACGAUCACCUAAGUCAGCGGCAGUAGUCACGGUACGCACUUGGACCCAUGAAUUGUUGAUUUGGCUUAAAAUGAAGUACGAGAUGCCUGUUUCAUUGCGGGUAAAAUUGGCUCGAGUCUAUUACGCUUUAUGUCUUUGCAGAGGCCAGCAUAUUGGAAUAAAAACUUAUGUGCGUGUUUUUGAGAUUUUGACAAAGGACCAGAAACUACUUUAUGACGGAGGGUUGAGAUUGCCAUGGCAGGACUUGUACAAAGAAUUGCAGCAUUUAUUCCCCAUCCCAGAUCAAGCCUUGGGUCCAUUUGAAAAGAAGGACCAGAAGCAGUUGGGCAAAUUGGCAUCGAAAGCUUCCUAUUUUUUCGACCCCAAAAGUUUGCCCUUGAUAUUUGAAAAAUUGGGUUCCAACUUUUCUGUCAACACGUCGGCUUUAACAAUAUCUUCUUUUGCAUUGUUGCCCAUAAAUUUUACUCCUGGUGGUGUCGAUGACGAAUACGAUAUUCGCCACUACUUGUGCCCUUUGUUUUACAUGUGGCUUAAAAUUAAUAAAAGCAAGGGACUUGAUGACCACAUUACAGGAAGAUUGGGGGUUAUAGUAAUGUCCACGUUGUUCAAAAUGCACGACGACAAAAAGUCUAGGGAAACUGUCAAGUUGGGAAGAUUUGGUAUCUUGUCUGCCGACCAAAUGGAAUUUUUAUUCAAUGAGUUGAUGAACAGUUUGAGUAUUAGAAAUGAAAAAUAUGCGUCAAAGAAACUGAAAUACUUUCACGGAUUUGCUUCUGCAGUUGUGUUUUCAAUUGUUGGUGACACAGCUUUGGAAGAGAAUGGAAUAAUCUACUAUUUGAAAACACUUAUCAAUGCAAUCGAGAGCUACAUUCAUCCAUCAAACACGGGUGAGUGGACUAGGGCAAUAUCUAGAACAGUCUUGGCAUUCAUAUAUCAAUUUCACAAGCGCUACAAUUUGGAAACACAACCCGAUGGCAACCUUUACAAUAUCCCAUCUGAGGUGAAGCUUUCGCCAAAAGUGGUUAAAGAGUUUGUCAAAAUUAUGCUUCCAGUAGUAAAGACAGGUAUUCAUUCAAAAAAGGAUGAUGCUUCAGUUGAGUAUGUAACUGCACUUCAACUUUUGGCCUUCCUUGAGCCUAAUUAUGUUUUGGAUAACACUUUGUUGGACAUAUACGAAUCAUUGGAAGGGGUCAUAUCGACUCAUCGUGUCAUCAACGCUUUAAGAAUGAUUGACUCGAUGGCGAGGUCUAUUGUGUCCACACCCAUUUUCCGGGUCCAUUUAACACGCAUUCUCCUGUUGAUAUUACCAGGUAUCGACUCCAAUGACUUGGAAAAGACAUUACAGACAUUGGAAGUUUUUUCUGCUAUAUGCAACUAUGCUCCUAUUUACGAUCUCAACAAGGAAUUUGGAGAUGCAUCACUUGCCAUGGAGUUUACUCAAAAUCAUAUUGAGUAUUUGAGGAGAAAGAUUUACGAUGGGGAUAUUGAAGAGUUUGCCGUUGACAAAGAGACUGAAGUUGCUGCGUUGGUGUCGUCAACAUCAGCGUUUAAGGAAAUAUUCAAGUCUUUGGCACAAAAGUUGCCCCCAUUGCUUGAAAAUUUGCCAGAUCCAACCAAAAGUUCUGGUCUCGAGCGUGAUUUGGCAAUUUCUUUGCCAAAGUUUUUCAUUGUUAUGUUUGAGUCCAUGUCGGACGAUAUAUUUGGCACUUUCAAGAAUGAGUGGUUUGAUUAUGUGUUUAACAACACUGAUCACACCAAGGCUAGUAUUGUGGGUGAAAUUAGUGGUGCCAUAAUCAAACGCCAUCCAAAGUCAUUCAAAAAGAAUGCACGCAUUUUGAUAGACAAGAUCCGCGAGGAAAUUGACGAAAAUGGUGCUGGUACUUCAAGGACCGGUGAUGAGAUUGUUCCUCGUGACCAGGCUUUAUUUUGGAAUUUAACAAUCUUGGAUGAUUGCGUUGGAAAUGCAGGUGCCCAGCUUGUGGAUAUGCACAAAGAGUUGAUGGAGUUUUCAAUCUACCUUAUGAAGCAUGUUAAGGGACAAUGUGUAUUUGCGUCGACAUUCUUUGUUAACCAGGUCUUACAAUCAGUCACCAAAAUUAGAAUCAACGAAAGUCGUUUGAUCUCUCCUUCAUAUGAAAAAGAGCACGGAGUUGAUGAAAAAUGCUGGGGAGGUUUUUGGGACUCUCCAGAUAGGUUCAAGGAUAUCAAGUUUGACUGGUUUAUACCUACUGAAAAGGACGUUAAUUUUGCUUAUGAGUUCUUCAACGAUCAUAUUACCAUUUGUACAAAGAACGUUAUUGAGUUGAUGAAGAAUUAUGAACAAGAGCACUCUAAAUCCUCGCUCUCGGUUCUUGACGAUUUGAGAAUGAAUCUUUUGUAUUUCGCAUGCUCACUAAGUGGGACAUCAUUUUUGUUGGAUCCUUCAUUUGAGGAAGAUAUUCCAAACUUGGACCACGAAGCUGAAUCGAUUCAGCAAAGACUUUCUUUAUUAAAACAGAUAAGAGAUAUCAAAGAUGUUUCGACACAAAAGGACUUUUUGUAUGAUGACAAAGUCAGUGAGAAUAUGCAACAGAUUUUGGAUGAUUUGCGCAACGAGGAUCUUAUUGAUUACAUUGCCGACUUUGACAAAAUGAAUGAGUUAAUAAAUGAGCACGAGACAAAGGACGAGGAUGAGGCUAUGAAGUCUACUCCUGAAGGCAAGCAUACUUUGCAUCGUCAUUUCCGUAUUCCAGAUAGGCCAGAUUCCUCUGCACCUGAAGCAUUAUCUGGUAGGGAAACUCCGCGAAUUGAGGGGAUCCAAAUGUCCUCGAUGAACCCGGCAAUCACCUUUAGAGAGAAGAGCUUAUAUACAUCAAACUACUUUUUUGGUGAUAAUGCUCGCCACAAGGAGCACAGAGACUUGUACUUGAAGAUUCACAAAACGAGGCAUUUAAUUGGAAGAAGUUUGCACUUUAUUCACAAAUUUUUAGUCAGUAAUUUCCAUGACAACACCAAAAUUUUCAAGAAUCUAUUGUUUGCAACCAAUGCCUGGAUGUCAGAUGUUGGUAGGGAGAGGCUUCUCGAUUCCAGUGUAGCUGAAAUUGACUACGGAUAUGUUCAGUAUCUUCAAACUAUUAACCGGGUGAGAAAGCCAUUUACUCGUAUUGCCAUCGGAGCUAGAUUGGAGGCAUACCAUGAGUCGAGAGUGGCAUUACAUGCGACGGCAAGGUCUGAGACUAAUCUCGAUCGCGUUUUGCUAGAGGAUGUGGUUAAACUCUCUAGCUCGACAUAUACCAACAUUGCUGGACUCGCACAGAAGGUCUUAUUAGACUGUAUGAGGAGACUCAGUGGAUCAUAUAACCAUAUUAUAAGGUCAACCUUUAAGAACCUCGCAAAGUCGUUGGAUGCAAAUGAUCAUCAACAGAUUGAAAGUAUUUUGAAGGUGUUUUCUUUGCGUCGGAUCAAAUCAAAAUUGCAAAACGAUUAUCUCAAUAUCCAAAAGUACGUCAGUUUACUUUACAGAUGUCUUAAAAUUGAUGAUCCAAAGGUCUAUCAUCUAGCCCAGACUUUGUAUGCCGGAGUUGGUAGAGGUAUUAGUACUCCCAGCAAGGUGUGUUUGCUUGAUCACGAAGCUAUUGAUCAAAUAAGGCCUCCUGACCAGUACAUUGAUUUGGAGAUUAAGGCAGUUCAAUUGGCAAAAGAAAAGAAACGCAAGUUGUACUUUGACAAAUUGGAAAGGCUCCAAGAUAAGGUGUUUGAGGAAAAGGAACACAGUUCGCAUUGGAAGAUUACUUUACUGAAUCUGGAGUUAUUGCUGAAUAUACAGGCCCAUUUGGACAUCCCUACAAGAGGAAAUGUGUUGGAGAUGUUUGUUGAUGAAGCUUCGACAGAGCAUCCAAUAAUUUCGAGACAUGCAUUACAAGGGGUAACAAGGGUCUUGAACAAGUUGAAUGUGCUUAGUCAGUACGAUUAUAGCCUUGAGAAGUUGUAUGACUUGGAUUUUGUGGUUAGGAGUUUAAAAGUGGUGGAUACAAAACCCUCUGGUAGUGAAUCGUUUACGUCAAAAUGGGUGAGCGAGCUUGGCAAUUACACUCAUCCUGAUUAUUUUGUUGACAUAAAGCCCAACACCGGUUGGUUGUUUUGGGGCGAUAACAUUCAAGUAGUAUCACCAGAACUGGGUAACAAAUUACAAUUGAGCUCUGAUGACGAAGCCGCAUUGAGGAGACUUGGCCAUUCUAUUGACAAGGAGUGGCUUUUGAAGAUUGUAAAGAUGUGGGUUUCCGAGGCAGAAAACACUAGUGCUUUCCAAGUUACGGAUGUCAUGUUUAUUGGGAUUUUGUCAAUGUUGAUAUCAAAUGGCUUCACUCCCAAGUUGGCUUACAAGGACUUGUUGUCUGUUGUUGAUGAGAUCUACGACAGCGAAGAAAAGAGUGCUAAUAUUGUAACUUGUGAAAUGUUUUCUGGAAUCUUGUUGAGUUCGAAGCAUACUUUACCGCAGUACUGGGAGGAGAGAGAUGACUUUGUGGUCAAGUACUUGAAAAAGAUCCUUGAGCACGAUUUAUCUCCAGGAACUCUGGCAACCUGGGGUGUUUUCUGUCUUUGGGUUCCAGCCCACGCCGACUGCAGACGGUUUUACAAGGUUAUUGAGGAGAUUGCCAACUUUAAAUUGGAUCCAAACUCAGAUUCUGCGUUUAAAGAUUCAACAAGGAUAAGCUUUAUCAAGUCGGUAAUUUCUUCUACUUCAUGGAGAUUAGCUGACUCUGAUAGAUUUUUGGGUUUAUGUUUGGCCAAUAUGAAUCACAAGUACAAUUUGGUGAGAAAAGAGAUUGGGUCUUUGAUGGCAGUGGUGUCGUUGAAUUACUAUGUUGAAGCAGUCAAGGAUUGCAAAACGUUUGUGCACGAUUGCAACAGCCACAGCAAAUUGUUGUUGUAUGAAAAGAAGGGACAACUAUUUGAUGAGGUUCCCAAACUAUUCACACAAACUGAAAAAUGGAGAACCGAGGUGGUUCAUUUAGAUCCACAAACGAUUCUCGUAUCCAACUACAUCAACUCUGCCACUACCAUUUUGACUUGGUUGAGUCAAGAGCUCAGUACAAACUUGAGCAUAUUGUUUCAAGAUCUCGUACCUACUCAUAUUGUCCCGUUUUUACUUGAGCUUAUUAACUUGAAAGAAGUUUGUCAGUUGGGAAAUAUUGACCCUAUUUCAGUACUAAAAAAGGCAUCUCAAAUUUCAUACAGCGGUCAUCACUUGGAAAAUGUUGUUGCGAUGUUGGAAUUUUACGCCAAGAAAGAGCUAAACAUUGUGCAGUCCAUUGUUAUUGGCGAAUUCACCGAAACUAUAUUCUUUAAGAAUUUGUUCAAGUUGACAAAGAGCCAACGAGGAAGAAUUAUCAACAUCACCAAUUCGUUGCUUUACCACAAACAAGUUGAAGUAAGAGAAGCCGAAGCUGGAACUUUAGCAGGAUUGAUCCAUAUGUUACCAUUGGAUGAGGUCGAUGAGGUUGUCAAAAGGUUCAGUGAUGCCUACUCGCAACAAUUGGACCAUACAAGGGCAAAAUAUAAACGAAAUUUCAAAAACAUCGAUCCUGCUGAUCACAUUGCUUUACAUGGUGCCACUUUAGGUUUGGGAGCUUUAAUUAGUGCUUUCCCAUUUGCUUCUCCUCCACCGAAAUGGAUGCCACUGUUGUUAUCAACCCUUGCAAAUAAGUGUACCGGUAUACCUGGUAUUGUGGGCAAAACUGCUAAAGAAACGCUUGGACGGUUUAGAAAGGAUAGACAAGACAGUUGGCAUGUUGACAGUAAGGUGUUUGAAGAAGAUGAAAUCCAAGACCUAGAGGGUGUUCUUUGGAGAAGUUAUUUUAUUUAA
Lodderomyces margitis is the source of this 6531-nucleotide messenger RNA. RefSeq names its product Blm3p (gene BLM3). The transcript has a single exon. Gene Ontology annotation, cellular component: cytosol; nucleus. The record is from RefSeq and is a predicted model, not a curated record. Gene Ontology annotation, biological process: proteasomal ubiquitin-independent protein catabolic process. Gene Ontology annotation, molecular function: peptidase activator activity; proteasome binding. NCBI's taxonomy places the organism in Eukaryota, Fungi, Ascomycota, Pichiomycetes, Serinales, Debaryomycetaceae. The coding region runs from base 1 to 6531 and encodes 2176 amino acids.